Messenger RNA from Hyaloscypha bicolor E, 954 nucleotides. RefSeq lists its product as uncharacterized. The transcript has 2 exons. The record is from RefSeq and is a predicted model, not a curated record. Bases 1 to 954 code for a protein of 317 amino acids. Lineage: Eukaryota; Fungi; Ascomycota; Leotiomycetes; Helotiales; Hyaloscyphaceae.
AUGGCGAUCCCAUCUGAUGCAUGGGUAUCCGGCAUAUUGCACGAGUUAACGGAAUUUUCAAAACUUCGAUCUUUGACGAUUCUCAAUGAAGGAAGGCCAACACGGCAUCGCUUCCGAGUGCUACUCAAUCACAAGCUAUUUCUCCAAGCUAUAACUUUAAAGUCCUUACCAGUGUACUUUGUUGGCAGGGACAUUGUGGCUUUGAUCAAUGCACUUUCGGACUACGGCUCUUUGAAGGAAAUCCAGAUUAGGAUAGUCAGAGAUUACAAGGACCCAAAGUCCAGCUGGUAUCGUCCACUUGUUGAGCUUGGGGGAGGAUGGAGAAAGCUGCUCCUCGGAGCUUAUCUUUCUGACGUCCGUCCCGAAGAUGGUUGGAAUGAGGUUCUCGAGACAGUCUCCUCUCGAUCCUGUGAUAUCAAAGAAAUAGGCCUCCCGUGCAUUUGCUGGGGGAGUCUGCCUCCUCAUUCCCUUCUAAAACCACUAAUUUCAAAUCCAGGAAAUGCUCAAAUCACAAUUAACCAACUUCGAAACCUGCGAGUGAUGAUAGCUGGAUAUCACAAAUACAUACUUAAUGAGCGGAUCACCAAGCCUGGUCUUGGCAGGAGAAUUUUCAAGGCACAUCGCAAGGAACAUGUCGGUCUAUACGUUGGCAUACCCCAUGCCUUCAGCAGCUCGCAAAACCCGAAUACCACAACCACCGGCUCGAUUCGCCGUUCGGAGGAGCACCAUGAUGGCUUGAGGUUGUUGAGUUCGAGCCCGAGGAAGCUUACGAUUUUGGCUUUAUCACAAAUUUGGAGAAAGUCAGUUACCGUUGAAGAAUUUGUUGGAAGUAUCCAGUUGGGACUUUCCCAAGCGGACAGGACAAGGACUCUCAGGGGCAAUAUCGUCGGAGGGAAAACAUGGCAUACAGUAUGUCUCAUGUCACUUGUAAGAUUUCAGAAACCUCAGUUAUAG